Penaeus indicus is the source of this 1712-nucleotide messenger RNA. RefSeq names its product glycerol-3-phosphate acyltransferase 3-like. The coding region runs from base 264 to 1634 and encodes 456 amino acids. The transcript has 10 exons. Gene Ontology annotation, cellular component: endoplasmic reticulum. The record is from RefSeq and is a predicted model, not a curated record. Gene Ontology annotation, biological process: triglyceride biosynthetic process. Lineage: Eukaryota; Metazoa; Arthropoda; Malacostraca; Decapoda; Penaeidae. Gene Ontology annotation, molecular function: glycerol-3-phosphate O-acyltransferase activity.
UGGCGUCUCACCAUCAAGGUCUCAGUGUUUAAGACGAUCGAGUGAAGGCAGCACGGUGUGGCAGGUUUCCUAAGGGAGUCAGCUGACAGAGACAGAAGCGUCAUAAGCAUCUGUCGAUCGUCUCCGCAAAUGUUCUCAUCCUGAACAGUCCAACCUCUCCUGUUCUUCUUGUUCUUCCUGUUCUUCGUCCGAGGUCUUAGCUCGGGGACUCCACCUGAGGACGGCAACAUCUUAAGGACCUAAGCCUAGCACUCCUCGUCACCAUGGGUUAUCCUUCGAUCCUGGAGCCGUACGCGGGCCUCAUUUCGACGAUCGGCCUGUGGGAGGACGCGGUGCCCUACGUGGUGUGGGGCCACGUCCUCGUGUUCGUGUGCCUGCUGGUGGUGGCCAGCGUGGGCAGGAGGCUGAGGCUGCGGAGGAAGUACGUGGACAUCCUGGACAGGGUGUUUCAGUUCGUGGCGGCGAGGACGGAGGAGCCCGGCCUCGACCAGGAGGACGAGGAGGACUUCGACGACGACGAUGGGGUGGUGAUCUGCCCGGAGUCCCCCCGCGCGGACCCCAGCCUCCACCGGGGCACGUUCGGGCUGCAGGACUCGCUGCCGUACCUGACGGCGGGCAUGCGGGCCGUGGUACAAGAUUGCGUCAGCAAGAGCUUCACCUCCGCCGAACUGCGCACGUGGAACAUGCUGUCCAGGACGAAGCGGCAGCGGCACCUGCGCAUGAGCCCCUCGAUGACGGCGUUCUGGGCGGCCGGCGUCGUGGUGCGCUACGGGUUCCUGCUGCCGAUGCGCGUGCUGGUGCUGCUGCUGAGCCUGGCGACGCUGGUGCUGCUGUGCUCCGCCGUGGGCCUCCUGCCCGACACCCGCUUCAAGAAGCGCGUCAACGCCUGGGUGGUCAGCUGGUGCUUCGACUUCGUGGCCGGCGCCAUCUCCGUUGUGGCCAGGUUCCACAACAAGGAGAACCGCCCCAACUACGGCAUCGCUGUCGCCAACCACACGUCGCCCAUCGACUCCAUGGUCCUCGCCACCGACCAGUGCUACGACAUGGUCGGGCAAAAAGCAACGGGUAUUCUCGGUGUGUUCAUGACGGCGCUGUCUCGAUCCUCGACUCACAUCUGGUUCGAGCGAGGCAGUACGAAGGAGCGAGCGGAGGCGGCGGGAAGGUUACAGGCCCACGCUUCCAACCACAACCUUCCUCCUAUCCUGAUCUACCCCGAAGGCACCUGCGUCAACAACACGGCUGUGAUGCAGUUCAAGAAGGGGGCCUUUGAGAUCGACAGCGUGAUCUACCCGAUCGCCAUCCGCUUCGACCCCCGCUACGGCGACCCCUUCUGGUACCAAGACACCUUCGGCCACUACAUCCUGAGCAUGAUGACGUCAUGGGCCAUCGUGUGCGACGUGUGGUACCUUCCGCCCACGCGCAGAGGCCCCAGGGAGUCGGGGGCGGCCUUCGCGAGCAGAGUGAAGGGCUUAAUCGCACACAAAGGAGGCUUCGUGAAACUGGCUUGGGACGGAUUCGUGAAGCUUCAGACCACAAAGAACGAAGCUUGGGAGAAGAAACAGAAUACGUGGAAACAGAUGCAACAGAGAGAAUACGCGAAACACCUGAGUAAAGAUGAGGAGAAGGAGGAAUGAGAGGGAAUGAUGAGGGAGGGUUUGGGAAAGGAGAGGAAGAGUGAAUGAGGAUUGGGAGGAGAUAUGGAAGAGGAGGAA